This is a messenger RNA of Siniperca chuatsi (mandarin fish), 1564 nucleotides long. RefSeq names its product inositol 1,4,5-triphosphate receptor associated 2 (gene irag3a). The record is from RefSeq and is a predicted model, not a curated record. The coding region runs from base 204 to 1427 and encodes 407 amino acids. NCBI's taxonomy places the organism in Eukaryota, Metazoa, Chordata, Actinopteri, Centrarchiformes, Sinipercidae. The transcript is spliced from 13 exons. Gene Ontology annotation, cellular component: endoplasmic reticulum membrane.
GACUGUGGAUCUCUUAAUAGGAUUAUCUAUUCUCAGUACAGGAGAAAGGCCGAGGGGAAACUGAACACAGACAGGAACUUAUGAAAAUGUGUUUGUGUUUUCAGCAACAAUUAAAAAUCCACUGUUGACUGUGAAGAGGAUGUGAAUAUUUUAAUCUGUUUUCUACCUGAGUAAGACAUUUGGAUUAUUCUUGUGAAGACACAAUGGACGAUGAGCCUGAUGCAGAGGCAAGCAGCUACUGUCCUUCCAUCAUGCUGGGCAGUGAAGACAGUGAAGAAGAGAGCAGUCAAGAGGAGCUGCCAAUCACAAGCUGGCACGAGUUGUCCAUCAUAGAGCGCGUGGGCCUCAACAGUGUAGAGAUGUCAGAGAAAGAUUUGGAGACUGCCUUCUCUCAGAUCGCCCUGGCCUUCCGCUGUGAUCAGUACACCCUGAAGCAGAGGCUGCAGGCGGAGGAGCACGCCCGCAACCUGGCUGAGGAGAACAUCCAGCUGGAGCUGACUAGAGGCAGGGAGACCCUGGAGACACUUAAGGGCCUUUGUCUGGACAGUAAGCGCAGUAAGAUCCUGCAGAGGCUGGAGCUGUCUCUGGACAUCCUCGGUGGGACUGUGGAACGGAUCUCCAACACAGCUGAGGUGCUCGGUGCUGUGCACCAGGAGGCUCGAGUGAGUCGGGCAGUCGAGCUCAUGGUGGCUCACGUGGAGAAUCUGAGGAGACGACAUGACAGAAACGUGGCUGAGCUAGAGGAGGCCAAAAAGGUGAUCCAGCAGCAGAACUCCUACAGAAACAUCAUCGACCCCAGAGCAUCGCCAGACCCAGAGGAAAGUUACAACAGAAAGAAAAGCUAUCUGCAGAACAGCGGUCGUCAAAGGGUCAGUGUAUCUUUAAUUCCCAGCCAAACCCAGGAGAAGAUAAAGCGAGACUUGAGGAAGCGGGCCACUGAUGGAGAGUUCUCCAGCAAGAAGUCCUUCCGCACCUGCCCGUCUCCAUCCCUGAGCUCCGAGUCCAGCUGCUCUGCCAUGACCAAGGACGACAGCUACUCAGUGGAUGACAGGCCACUGGAUCCAGAUGAAGCUACGUCAGACGCUUCAGCUGCUCAGCUUCCUCCGCAGCCCUCUCCCACCCCAAACCCAGAGAGCCUCCCUUCGAAACAACUGGCCACCAGAAAGAUACAAAGCAAACAUUCCCCUCUGGAUACUUUGCGACAGAGACACAAGGGCAAAGCUGCGUUAUCAAAGAACAGAGCAGACAAGGAUAAGAAGAGUAAGAAUAUUUACAGACGGCUUUCUGUGGGCACGUAUGGAUCUUUGUGGAGACAACAUCCUCUGACUCACUGGUUGUAUCGCUGUCCCUGGGCGCUCCUCUGCAUGUACCUGUUUGUGCUUUUCUGUGUCGUAACUGUGACUUACUUAGUGUUGGAAGCUUCAUGAUGGAGCACUUGAGCCAUGAACUGUUUUCUGGAACAUAUCAGGAUGUUGUCUAAAUUAUGUGGCUGUACUGUAAACAUCGAGUGUGUAGACUAGAUGAAAGCUCUUUGUAUAUGAAUACAAAACAUUUUGAUGUAACA